AUGAUUUUUGUCUCUGCAGAAAAAAAAGAGAAUGUAGAAGCAAACCCCCAAUCCACCAUCACGCUCUCCAGAUCGGAUCUGCUCGAAACCCCAUCGCUGGACCUCCUCCACGCCACUCGUCUCCGCACACUGCGUUCUCCGCAAACUCCCGGUCAACCGUCGCACACAGAAUCACGCAUCCUAUUCACUGUUGGAGUCUGCGUCUCCAACCGUUUGCAACCACCGUUCACCAUCAUGGAUGAGUUUGCUUUUGAGCAUGAAAAGAUGGAGUUUGCAUCAGUUUGUUUGGAGAGAGGAUAA
Vicia faba (fava bean) is the source of this 300-nucleotide messenger RNA. Lineage: Eukaryota; Viridiplantae; Streptophyta; Magnoliopsida; Fabales; Fabaceae. The record is from the annotation of a GenBank genome assembly.